UACAGCUUCAGUUAUAGCGACUGGUCACUGGCUGGCAAGCAGCUCGGUCAGUCAAGACGUUUUCUAGAGAUUUCUCGAACGCGACCGAGUUUAUAUAUAGGAGCUGCCCGAUCGAGCGGCGUCUCUAGUUUGUUUUGCAUCAACACAGCCAGAAGUUCGUGCAUCAUAAUCUAAUCGCUGUUUCCCGUGUUGCGGUAAACGCCAGACAGCGUACUUUUUCAUAAAGUCUGCAAUCUGCAAUAUACAAAAGUACUGUUCACGGAGGUAUGAGCAUCGAAUUCGAUCCCGUCAGUCUGAUGAACAACAUCGACAAAUCGUGCAUCAAGUGCAUGGAAACCAACUGCUGCUGCAGCCACAACAAUCAGAUCCCUGAAUGGACAUGGGACCAGUCUUUCGAGACGCCCAAACUGCAGCUUGGCAAGAGGAAUAUGGAGGUGAAGUUCCAUCCUGGGUACAGCGUAGGGACAGCAGGUAUCAGAGGGAACAAGCCAUUGUCGAGGAACAGACAUCAUUACUGGGAGGUCAAAAUGAUCACAGCCGUUUACGGAACAGAUGUAAUGGUAGGAGUGGGAACGAAGAAAGCUGACUUAAAAAGUACAACCGAGUCUUUUUGCUCACUCCUGGGUAGGGAUGCAGAAUCGUGGGGAUAUUCGUAUAGGGGCUAUCUACAACAUAAUGGCCAAACCAAGGAAUACAAGGCGUGUUUCAAACAAGGAAGUUUGGUCGGUGUUUACUUGGACACAUGGAAAGGAACGUUACAAUUCUUUUUGGAUCGAAAACCUUUAGGUAUUGCUUUCACAGGCUUGAGAGGAUUGGAGUUAUAUCCCAUGAUCUGUUCUACAGCAGCAAAAAGUAAAAUGAAACUCACAUGCUCUUGCUCGAUGCCGGCAUCUUUACAAAUAGACUGUUUAUCCAUGUUAAGACCUAUUCAAAGAGCUUAUUUGAAAACAGCAUUCCCUGGACUGAAUUACCUCUCAAGGAGUAUUUUUGCAGAUUUACUUCAAAAAUGUGAUGACGACGACAAUGAGGAAGAUUACGAAUUCCCACGAAUGAUAUUGGAGGAUUUUGACUUUGCUCUUGUGCAGUGUAAAAACAGAAGAAAGAAAAGGCAUAUAGACCAAGAUUACAUAUCGAAACGUCCAACUUCAUCAUUACAGACUAUAGCUCUUACAACUAUUUGAACUAUUUUUCAGUAAUUAUUUUCAUAUCAGAAGAGGAUUUUGAGAAUCAUGAAAAUUAUUACCUGUUUUGCGUACCAAGCAAAUGGCAAAAUUUUUGUAAAUUAGUAUUUUUUCUUUAUUACUGUAACAGUAAUAAAACUAAGUGAAGAUUGUAAUUAAUUUAUGUAAAUUAAUUGAUAUUAAUAGUUAUAUAUUAAUUCAUAUGCCAAUUUUUGCAUUUAAGAUUCUUUUACACUAUUAUAUGUUUAGCUUUAAUUAAUAUUAUUAUUAUUAUUGAAUAAAAGACAUCUUUUAUGCAGAA
Messenger RNA from Nasonia vitripennis (jewel wasp), 1482 nucleotides. Its product is annotated as SPRY domain-containing SOCS box protein 3. Gene Ontology annotation, cellular component: SCF ubiquitin ligase complex. Bases 267 to 1181 code for a protein of 304 amino acids. Lineage: Eukaryota; Metazoa; Arthropoda; Insecta; Hymenoptera; Pteromalidae. Gene Ontology annotation, biological process: proteasome-mediated ubiquitin-dependent protein catabolic process. Gene Ontology annotation, molecular function: protein binding. The record is from RefSeq and is a predicted model, not a curated record. The transcript is spliced from 5 exons.